AUGUACGUAGAGAUUUCAUCCAAUGGUGUAAAAAUAACUGCAACAGACGGAAUUGGUUUUUCGAAACCAAUAGAUAUUUCCCUAUCAAGGAUGGAAUUUGGAGAAGAAGUUCGAGAUUACCCUGACGCACCACCAUCGAAUCUUGGACGACCUCUAACACAAACUUUACACGGUUUAACUGGAAUCAUGGGUUAUUCUCGUAACGUUCGAGCGCAUGCCUUAUACUCUGAAACCUUUGGCGCCUCAAAGGUGAAGAUAUCGAUCAAACAACCAAUAUCCAAACUCCCUCAAGCGUGUUGCUGCUUGGUUGACCAAAAACAAUUCCUUUCGCUAACAUGA
Messenger RNA from Funneliformis mosseae, 339 nucleotides. Lineage: Eukaryota; Fungi; Glomeromycota; Glomeromycetes; Glomerales; Glomeraceae. The record is from the annotation of a GenBank genome assembly.